Molecule: messenger RNA, 3018 nt
Organism: Anastrepha ludens (Mexican fruit fly)
Lineage: Eukaryota; Metazoa; Arthropoda; Insecta; Diptera; Tephritidae
Gene: natalisin
Exons: 6
Coding region: 1-2469 (822 amino acids)
Source: RefSeq, a predicted model, not a curated record
AUGAGAAUCACGCUUUCCGUGCUCCUCGCCACGCUCACAAUUUAUUGCAGCUCGUCGGUUUUAUCUUUGCCACCAUCGCUUAUCGCCACAGCGGCAUCCUUGGGACGGCACUACGCUCGCCAAAAACGAAGUAACCAAGGCGCUGUUGCUGCUGCUGCUGCUGCCACAGACCACUUGCUGCUGCAACCAAAUGUCGUCACAGACUCGCUGCCACCGCAUGCUUGGCAAACGACGUUGCUCUCGAAGAAGGACCCCAGAUUCAUACUGGGCGGCAAGAAUAUUGCCUCAAAUGGCUACACCGGCACAGAGGCUGCCAACGAUGAUAUCACGCAGCUGUCCAGCUUCGAGCUCAACAAUAAUGCCGGCAAUAAAAUGACGCAUCCCAACCACGUUAGCGGCAACAAGUUGUCGGAAAAAGCUAAGGAUGCACAUGAAAGACGCGGCGGCAACGCCAUGAUAGAGUUCAAUCGAAAAUUACCGUCUGAGUAUGAUUUAAAUACGCUGCUGGCCAGUGCUGCUGCUGCUGGUCACUUGGAAUUGCAACGCGAUGCUGCACAAUCAAUGGGAAAACAACAGCAAUCAGGUUCGGCGCUAUGGCGGCGGCACAUGCAACCUGCCGAUGUAGCGCCGCGCAUACGCGCCAUGCAGAUGAAGGAAUUCUUUACGCCACUCAAGUAUUGGGCGCACCAUUGCCAGUCCACCGAACACAAUUGUCCGCAGGAAUACUAUCGAGCUCUGUUCGCUGACAGAAGCAGAGCGGCAGCAGCGGCGGCUAAACAAAUGGAUGACUUCACUCCGAGUGUAGCUGGCGAUGCGGUGGCGGUGCAGCCAACAGCCAACGCCGCUGGUGAUGACGACGAUGAUGAUGUCAACAUGAACGCGCAUGCAUUUGUCUUUGGUGGCGGCGAUCCGCUUGCCAACUUUAAUGAUGACGCCGCUGUAGAUAAUGUGUACAACGAAGCUGGGGAAGUUGCUGAUAUGGCCAGCAGUGAUGGCGACCACAACAACGAGGACGACGACGACGACGACGAUGAAGACACCAAUGCCGCCAAUGACAUUUUAAUGCUGCUCAAUGGCGAACAAGAUGUCAUGAAAUUCUUGAGUUGGGCCAUGCAGCAGCUCUACCCAUAUCAGCAUUUUGCCAAUAAGAGCGGCAACGGUGGCGCGGAGUACUACCACCCAGGCAUGUUCAACUGGAAGAAAUUUAAUUUAUCGGGACACCUCGAGCCGCCAUUAUUGGUAGAGGAGCCGCAUUAUGUGAUUGUGCGGCGUGAGCAGCUGGAAGAAGAUCUGCAGCCAGGCGCACGCACCGCAAAUCGUCAAUCAACACAGCGAAGUUCACCCUAUCUGAGUGUUUUCAAUUUCAAUCACGGCCCGCAGUACAAAGCCGAUCCAUUCAUACCGCCGCGCGGCCGCAAACAUAAUUUGCCCGAUUUGGAUGCGUUGCUGAAUCGUUAUGAGACAUUUGUGCCGAACCGCGGCAAACGCGACAGAAUCAAAGACAUUUUUAAGUAUGAUGAUCUAUUCUUUCCGAAUCGCGGCAAAAAGCAACAGAAGCCUCCAAAGGCCACAGCACUGGCGCUCAACGGACAAUCGCAACGGCACUAUGACGAUGAGACCAACGAUUUGAAGGGAAUUGGAAGCGCGAACGAAGGCAAUUCUGACUAUGUUGGAGAUAGAGCGCUAUUGUUAGACAGUCAAGUUGAUGACAGUGAUGACAACAGCAAAACUUAUAGUGACACAAUUGACAGCAAUCUGGAGGCUGAUGGUGAUAGCAAUGGCGAUGGCGAAAAUGACGCUAUCGUCAGCGCCUUUGUUGGCUGGCCUUUGGAAAAUGACGACAACGCAGCGUUAACAAGCAAUCAAAUAAAUGGAACCGAUCAAUCAGACAAAUCAUCAAUGCCAAAAAUAGGCGCAAUCAACGCAUUGACCCAUGCAAUGCUCAAAAGGCCUGUCAUGAUAGCUGCACAGCCACAGCAUUGGCGCAGCGCUUUUAAGAAUCGUCGAAUGCGACGCGUGGCGGGCAUAUUCGCCGGUGCGACAAGGCUCGCAGCUAAUCGUUUGCGCUCAAUGUCAACAGUGAGUCAGAGGCACCGCCAUUUGCGAAGCGAACAAUUCCAAAAACAACAACAGAAAAAGCAGACACAACGUCGCACUACUUGGCAGAUGUCACUGCCGCCAUCAAAUCAGGUGCGAACCAACAUCAACGAUUUGGAUCGUUUGCCAUGGCGACUGGUAAAACAAAAACCAAAGCAGCGACAUAACAAAAACGCGUUGACAGCGCAACAUCUGCCUUUGACAUGGCUGCAACACUUGCCGGUGGAACAAGAACUAACGCAGUCAGAACGACUGCAACAACUACAACGGCAAUUGCAACAACAUUUGCUUGAUCGAGUUGAUGGUGUUGAUGCUGGGCGCAGCAGCCCUCCAGAGACCUUGGAUAUUGAUCGCAUAUAUUUCAGCAUUUAAAGUUUAAUAUUACCGCUGUUGGCUCCCAUUUUUUUGCUCAUUAUCAUUGGCACUUUUGCGGCAUAAGAAAUGUAUUGCAAAAAAUACGACUAAUAAGAUUUUGUAGAAAAGAGAUUUUAUUAUUAUAUUUAGGUUUUUGAGUGAAUUUUAUAAGAAUACUAUGAAAUGCAAACGCACAGAAACGCAACAAAACGCAGUUGCAACUUGCAUGUACCUAUAUGACCGUAAAUAUGUAAAUACAUUACUAAUUACACGGAAAUGUAGUUAAAUGCAGAGAAACGCAUGAAAACGCACGAAAACGCACGAGAACGCAUGGAAACGCAUGAGAACAUGACAUUUCUCAGCAAAAAUGCAUGUAAUCAUCAUAUACGUUUGGCGCUCUCCUUGACUUGUGAACUUGAACAAUUUUAAUAAGAGCUAUCGGAAAUUUCAGCUGUUUUUGCUAUUAAAAAACUCUUAGUGUAUGGAUAAGGAUAAACUUUUUCAGAUAGAUAUACAUACAUUAUUGUGUACUUGUACUAACUUUGGUGUCUCGAAUAAAAUUCUUAU